Messenger RNA from Dichotomopilus funicola, 747 nucleotides. RefSeq lists its product as uncharacterized. Gene Ontology annotation, molecular function: proton-transporting ATP synthase activity, rotational mechanism. Lineage: Eukaryota; Fungi; Ascomycota; Sordariomycetes; Sordariales; Chaetomiaceae. Gene Ontology annotation, biological process: proton motive force-driven ATP synthesis. The record is from RefSeq and is a predicted model, not a curated record. The transcript has 4 exons. Bases 1 to 747 code for a protein of 248 amino acids.
AUGGCGUCCCGCUUGGCCCGCAGCGCAGUCGGGGCCGCCCGCCUGCGCCCGACCGUCGUCCCGCGCGCUCUCCCAGCGAUCUCGUCGCUCGUCACGGCCCGCCAGACCUCGUCGUCGACGACGGCCACCGUCCCCACGACCGACCCCAAGACCAAGGCGCAGUCGCUCAUCGACGCCAUCCCGGGCAACAGCCUGGUGUCCAAGACGGCCAUCCUCUCGUCGGCGGCCGGCGCGUCCAUCUACGCGCUCAGCAACGAGUACUACGUCGUGAACGAGGAGACGGUCGUCGCCUUCUGCCUGCUCAGCGUGUGGACUGCUCUCAUCAAGUUUGGUGGCCCGCUGUACCGCGAGUGGGCGGAUGGUCAGAACGCGAAGAUUAAGGAUAUCCUUAACGCUGCGCGUGCCGACCACACCCAGGCUGUCAAGACUCGCAUUGGUGAUGUCCAGCAGAUGUCGGGCGUCAUUGAUGUGACCAAGAGCCUGUUCGAGGUGUCCAAGGAAACCGCCAAGCUGGAGGCUGAGGCGUACGAGCUCGAGCAGCGCACCGCGUUGGCUGCCGAGGCCAAGUCGGUGCUGGACUCGUGGGUGCGCUACGAGAGCCAGGUCAAGCAGCGCCAGCAGAAGGAGCUCGCCGAGAGCGUCAUUGCCAAGGUAAAGGCGGAGUUGGAGAACCCCAAGGUGCUGCAGCAGAUUCUGCAGCAGAGCGUGGCGGAUGUUGAGCGGAUCGUCUCUACCAAGUCGCAAUAG